Molecule: messenger RNA, 210 nt
Organism: Fomitopsis serialis
Lineage: Eukaryota; Fungi; Basidiomycota; Agaricomycetes; Polyporales; Fomitopsidaceae
Exons: 3
Coding region: 1-210 (69 amino acids)
Source: RefSeq, a predicted model, not a curated record
AUGACCGACGUGACCGGCAACAAGCGCAUAUUCAUCUUCGAGACGGGUUGGUUCACAAUCCGGAGCUUCGCCACGGCCGCGUCGCCCAAUAAAUACGCUAUGACCGUGUUCGUCGCCCUUACCGGCGUCGGCGCCGCGGCGAAUACACCCACAGGUAUGUAUCGGCAUGUCAAAAAGAGAGCUAUCAGCGUCGCGCUCGGCGCUGGUUAG